UCUCUUCACCAAGAUGUACGAUUUUAGAGUGAGAGCUGGCAACAGAUAUUCUAUAUCUUAUAUAAUAUUAACCUAAUUAAACUGCAGGCUGCUCCCCUGGUGCCUGUUAGAGAGGAGACAUGUACAAGAUUUUACUGGAAAUGAUUCACAUAAGCUUUUUCUCAUGAGAUGACUGUUUUUUAGAUGACUGUUUUAAGGUUAUUUUGUCACAAAUCAUUGUCUGGUAUACAGACAAGCUGAAUUAAAAGGUACGAAUCCAGACUGUGUGAUUCAUGUCCUCUUGUAUUUUAUACAUCUGUUUUGACCCAAAGGAGAAAGGACUACCUGGAGGAUUCCAAGUACUUCAUGGAUGUGGCUUUACUGGCUGCAAAGAGGAGUAAAGACCCCAAUACUCAGGUGGGCGCCUGUAUAGUGAACCAGGAGAAUAAGAUCGUGGGGAUCGGUCAUAACCGGAUGCCAAACGGCUGUGAUGAUAAGCUGACAUGGGACCGCGAUAGAACUAAAGAUAAUAAACAUCUCUACGUGUGCCACGCAGAGCUGAACGCCAUCAUGAACACUAACGGUGCGGAUGUGAAAGGAUGCAGCAUGUACGUGACUCUGUUUCCCUGCAACGAGUGUGCCAAGCUCAUCAUCCAGGGAGGUAUAAAGGAAGUGAUUUAUCUCUCUGAUAAGUCCACUAAAAUGAAGUACAUAGCCUCCAGAAAGAUGCUGGAGAAGGCAAAUAUUGAGCUCAGCAACUGCCUCGCCACUAUAUUGCGGUUCGUUGAGAUAGCCACGAACAUCCAAUUUGAGCACCUCAGUAAAAUCUUUAACCUCAAGUAA
This is a messenger RNA of Labrus bergylta (ballan wrasse), 822 nucleotides long. The record is from RefSeq and is a predicted model, not a curated record. NCBI's taxonomy places the organism in Eukaryota, Metazoa, Chordata, Actinopteri, Labriformes, Labridae.